Messenger RNA from Lachancea nothofagi CBS 11611, 648 nucleotides. The record is from the annotation of a GenBank genome assembly. Lineage: Eukaryota; Fungi; Ascomycota; Saccharomycetes; Saccharomycetales; Saccharomycetaceae.
AUGGGAACACUAUACGCUUCCGAAACUGUUAUAGGCAUGUUGCCCCGGACCCUGAUUGAAUGGCUCAAAAUUGAUAUCGAGCCAGUAAACACAAGUAAAAAGAAUGAGGAGUUCAAAAACCUCUUUCCCCUUGAAAAGAGUCCAGCUUUUCUUGGCAGCCAUGGAUUUGAAUUGACCGAGGUCAUGGCAAUUCUGUACUACCUCGUUAGAUUGAAGGACGAUGCGGAACUUGAAAAAACCUUUUACGGAGUUACUCUGGAGGAACGUUCGCAGGUGAUUAGGAUAUUGUCAUUCACAAACCAAGAAAUAACCUCAAGCACUGUUGCAUUAGUGACCGCUACCGAGACCAAUGCAAAUCAAGAGGAAUACGAAGACAAACUGUCCAAAUGCCUCGCAUGCUUUGCCUUUUUGAAGCAGCUCCUAGCUCAGCAUGAAUUCCUGGUUAAAGACCAGGCCACAGUCGCGGAUUCAUACACUGCAACUAUAUGCGCGACUCUCUCCGGUUUUGCUCUCGGAAAAGAUAAGUUUGAUAGCUUCACUACGCUGAACAAAUGGCUCUCUGUAGUUUUGCAACACUCAGUGCUUAAGGGCAAUGCAGACACCGCAGCUUUCCUGGAGAAAACUAUCCCUCUCCCUUCAGCUAAGUAG